Molecule: messenger RNA, 2070 nt
Organism: Macadamia integrifolia
Lineage: Eukaryota; Viridiplantae; Streptophyta; Magnoliopsida; Proteales; Proteaceae
Exons: 3
Coding region: 1-2070 (689 amino acids)
Molecular function (GO): RNA-DNA hybrid ribonuclease activity; nucleic acid binding
Source: RefSeq, a predicted model, not a curated record
AUGGAAGUUUACGUUGAUGAUAUGCUGGUCAAGAGCAACAAAGGCACUGAUCAUGUGCUAGACCUGAAGGAGGCUUUUGGUGUCCUGCGAAAGAACCAAAUGAGACUAAAUCCCACCAAGUGUGCAUUUGGAGUAACCUCUGGGAAAUUCUUGGGCUUUCUAGUGUCGCAAAGGGGGAUAGAAGCAAACCCCUCAAAAAUUGAGGCCAUUCACGAGAUGCGUGCACCAAGAAACAUUCGCGAAGUGCAGAAACUGACCGGCUGCCUGGCUGCUCUUAGCAGGUUCUUGUCCCGAGCUGGCGAUAGGUGCCUUCCAUUUUUCAAGCUGCUAAAAGGAGGAAAAGGCCAACAGCAAUUUCGCUGGACAGAAGAAUGCGAAGCAGCUUUCGAGGAGAUCAAGCUUUAUCUCGCUACCUCAGCCGUGGCCGUCAGUGCAGUCGUUGUCAGAGAAGAGGCAAAGACCCAAAGGCCCAUCUACUAUGUGAGUCAUGUGCUCCUGGAAGCAGAGACAAGGUACCGGAAGAUUGAGAAGCUUGCACUGGCACUGGUCGUGACAGCCAGAAAGCUGAGGCCUUACUUCCAAGCACACGCCAUUACUGUACUAACUGAUCAACCCCUGAGAAAGUCACUUCACAGCCCCAGCGUAGCGGGAUGUAUGGUAAGUUGGGCUGUCGAGUUGAGUGAGCACAAUAUUGAAUUCCAACCAAGAAGCGCGAUCAAGGGCCAGGCGCUGGCUGACUUUUUGGUAGAAUGUACCCAAGCCGAAGAACCGGGAGAUCCUGAGGCCGAGCCGAACAGAAAAUGGGCGCUCUUUGUUGAUGGAUCCAGCACCACAGCACGGAGCGGCGCUGGGCUCGUGCUGAAAAGCCCUGAAGAGUUCACGAUACAUUAUGCCCUUAGGUUUGCAUUUCCCGCAACAAACAAUGAAGCAGAGUAUGAAGCACUGAUUGCAGGAAUCAAACUGGCAAAGGCGGUGAUGACAGACGACCUGGUCGCUCAUAGUGACUCCCAAUUAAUCGUGAACCAAGUCAAUGGCCAAUACGAGGCCAAAGAAGAAAGAAUGGCCAUGUAUUUGAAGGAAGUACGUCGUCUGGUGAGCAGCUUUGGCACGUUCGCGAUGGUACAGAUCCCGCGGCAAGAAAAUGCUUUGGCAGAUGCCCUCUCCAAACUAGCUACAGCAGACUUCGCUGACUGCGCAAGCUCUGUAUAUUUUGAAGUGCUAGACCAACCAAGCUAUGAACAAGAAUUGAUGUGCAGCAUUACUCAAAGGGCCGAGCCGAGUUGGAUGGAUCCCAUCGUGGUCUAUUUACGUGACUGGCAUCUCCCAGGAGAUCAAGCAGAAGCAAGGGCAAUCAAAAGGAGAGCAGCCAAAUACACCCUUCAGGGUGGAGUACUUUACAAAAGGGUGAUAUCCUGGCCCCUGCUGAAGUGCCUGCCCCCGAACCGAGCUGAGGAGACACUUCGUGAAGUCCACGAGGGGAUUUGUGGGGGACACAUCGGGGGUAGAGCACUGGCCUACAAGGCAGAAAAGGCCAACCACACACUUCUAGAUGGAAUAAAGAAGAGGCUGGACUGGGAGAAGAAGAACUGGGCAGAUCAGCUACUCAGUGUACUCUGGGCUUAUCGCACUUCAGCUCGGACACCCACAGGAGAGACACCAUUCCGACUAACAUACGGAACUGAAGUGUUAACCCCUGUGGAGGUAACCCAAGCCUCGUUCCGAUCAGCAGUGUUUGAAGCCUCACAGAACGAAGCUGGGCUCCAAGCAAACGCUGACUUCAUAGACGAAGUUCGGGAAGAAGCACUUAUUCGAAAUGAAACCUACAAGCAGAAAGUCCGGCAAUACCACAACAGGAGGGUCAAGCCACGGGGAUUCGUAGUUGGGGACUUGGUGCUGAGGAAAGCAGCAGCGGCGGACCCAAGAAGUGAAGGAAAGCUCAGCGCGAACUGGGAAGACCCUUACAUAGUCUCCAAAGUGGUACGCCCUGGCACAUACCAUUUGCAGACUCAGGGGGGCACAGCUCUACCAAGGGCAUGGAACGUUGAAAAUCUCAAAAAAAAAUUCCAGUAA